Messenger RNA from Chrysemys picta bellii (western painted turtle), 2680 nucleotides. The record is from RefSeq and is a predicted model, not a curated record. NCBI's taxonomy places the organism in Eukaryota, Metazoa, Chordata, Testudines, Emydidae.
AGGGUCUAUGGGGGAGCAGUGGUGCUAGGGGGAGCAGGUUUUAGGGGCAGGGGUGACCCCAGAAGCCCUACAAGGGGAUGAGGUGUGCUAGUCACUGCUCCCUGUGAGCAGUGAAUUUCAGCACCACUCCCCAACAGCAUCACUGCCUUCCCGUGUACCCUCUCCAGGGCUCAGGGGGCCCUGGGAGUGCAGGUCAGUGAGAGCCCGUGGGCAUGGAUUGGCACAGUGGAGCUCUGAGCUCGCCUAGGUGCCCCACAAGGUUAGAGGCAGGACAACAGUCCUCUCCCAGCUGGUGAUGUGACAUAUUGAAAAAGAUUUAUCUAAAGCUGUCUUACAGGAGUGUGGAGCAGACUGUGCCAAGUUCCAGAAGAGUGAGUUGGAGCACAAAUUUAACAAGAAAGCCCUGGAGAGGCCCUAUACCUCCAAACACUCCUGGGGAAAGACUUAUGGAGAGCACAAGCGCCAUCUGGAGUUCAGUCAUGACCAGUAUCGAGAGCUAAAGAAAUAUGCAAAGGAGAUAGGCAUCUACUUCACAGCCUCUGGCAUGGAUGAGGAAUCCUUCCAUCCAACUCCCUCCUCCUGAAACACCCUGAUCCCGUCUGACAGUCUCUCAGCCACUCUGCCUUCAAGUCCUCUCCUAUAAACACAUUUUCUCCAUGAAGCCUAUAAUUCAUACUGCUUCCAUCAAAGAUGGCGGUCGAGUUUCUGCAUGAACUGGAUGUUCCAUUUUUUAAAGUAGGAUCAGGAGAUACUAACAAUUUUCCAUAUUUGGAAAAAACAGCAAAGAAAGGUCGCCCAAUGGUAAUUUCCAGUGGGAUGCAGUCAAUGGACACAAUGCACAAGGUUUAUCAACUUGUGAAACCGAUCAAUCCCAACUUCUGCAUUCUCCAGUGCACCAGCGCUUACCCUCUUCAGCCUGAAGAUGUCAACCUCCGUGUGAUAACGGCGUAUCAGUCAGCUUUUCCCGAUAUCCCCAUUGGCUAUUCUGGACAUGAGACUGGCAUGGCCAUUUCAGUAGCAGCAGUUGCUAUGGGUGCUAAAGUACUGGAACGCCAUGUGACUUUGGACAAAACAUGGAAAGGAAAUGAUCACCAGGCAUCCCUGGAGCCGAAUGAACUGGCAGAAUUAGUGAGAACAAUCCGUCUGGUGGAAAAGGCAAUGGGGUCUCCAGUCAAACAGCUCUUGCCCUGUGAAAUGGCCUGUAAUGAAAAGCUGGGGAAGUCUGUGGUGGCAAAAGUGACUAUCCCUGAAGGUACGGUGCUGACUCUUGACAUGCUCACAGUGAAGGUGGGAGAACCUAAAGGAUACCUCCCAGAAGAAAUUUUUGAUCUGGUUGGCAAAAAGGUCAAAACAAACAUUGAAGAAGAUGAAACAAUCACUGAGGAUGCAAUAGAAAAUCAUGUUAAAAAAGUGAAAUGCUAAAUGGAAGCAUUCACAUCUGUAUUGUUCAUAACAUGCUGUGCAGUACAGUACUGCAGCCAUACUUUUUGGAAUUAAUAGCGUGGUAGAUUAGAAGUGAAGGGAUUUAGGUAUGAGAAUCUGAACAGAAUUUCUAUUUCAUGUUGGCAAAAAGAUAUUUGCUGCAAACUUACAUGAAAUUAUGAACCCAGUUUUAUUAAAGUUGUGUAAUACUGUGUUUAAAAAAGGAUGUAAUCUUCAACAUCACCAAAGAUCCCGUUCAGAAGCGUCUUGUAUGCUGCUCAUUGUCAGGAUAUCACGGUAAUGGUUAUUUGGGUGAGAAGAUGAGUGUGUGGGUUUAUUUCAGGUUCCUUUUGGGAUGAUCUAGAUCUAAGAUGUCAAUAUGCGCAUACCAGUCUCAGUAGCACUAGCCUAGCAGAAACUUCUCUCAUUAGACAAUUAUGCAGUCAAUAUUCCCGGUAGCUUUUUUUUAAAAACACCUUUCAAUCAUUUGAUGCUAGAGCCUGGAUUACAUAAGAACGGCCGUACUGGGUCGGACCAAUGGUGACCCUAACAGGUAAUGAUCAAGUGAUAUCUCUCCUGCCAUCCAUCUCCACCCUCUGACAAACAGAGGCUAGAGACACCAUUCCUUACCCAUCCUGGCUAAUAGCCAUUAAUGGACUUAACCGCCAUGAAUUUAUCUAGUUCUCUUUUAAACCCUGUUAUAGUCCUACAUACAACACUGCUGCUCCACUGUGACAACUCAUUUGUGUCUCCCUGCUACCUUUCUGCCCCUUGGUCUGGUGCCUCCCCAUCAUCUCCUUUACAGUGAGAACUGCAGCAGCCCGUGCUCCUCGCCAACUUGUGCACUUACUAAUGCCUGCUGCUUCGCUCCUGCCUGAAGGAAGCAGGGUUAUAGGCUAGAAGAAAGGGCAGCUGUGGGCUGCAGGUCAUACACUCUUCAAUUACCUUAACUGGCGCAAUACCUUAUUAGAAUUCAUUUUAAUUAAUUGAUAGCAGAAGUCAUCAGUGAAGUUGAUGGAACUUUCUGCCUCUUAUGACUUUAGGUACCUUGGACACCUUGUCAAUAUAAGCAGAGCUGUGGGCUCCUUAACGUUUAUCUUAAACAUACUACUACAGUGGCAGGAGACUGUAUGGCCAUACAUUUAAGAUGGGAAGAGGUUGUUUCAUUCAGCUUCUUGCUUAAAUUGUCUGAAUCGUGAUUGUGAGCUUCAGUUGAUGCAGUAUGCUUGCCUUAAGAGAAGAUGAUACUAAAUGAUUG